Messenger RNA from Anoplopoma fimbria (sablefish), 1536 nucleotides. RefSeq lists its product as uncharacterized. The record is from RefSeq and is a predicted model, not a curated record. The transcript has 5 exons. Gene Ontology annotation, biological process: response to bacterium. Bases 1 to 1050 code for a protein of 349 amino acids. Lineage: Eukaryota; Metazoa; Chordata; Actinopteri; Perciformes; Anoplopomatidae.
AUGAUGACAUCUCCAAAGUUUGUCUUUUAUCUGACUUCUUUGUUUUUGGGGAAAAUGGUUCAGACGACCGAUCUGAAUUUCUCCUCAUCUGUUAAUCAAGAGAUUCGUUUUCUAUCAGUUACAACUGGGGAAAGAUUGACGUUGCAGUGUUUCUAUGAAGGUGCUGUAGCAGCAAGGCUUUUCUGGUACAAACAGACACUGGGACAAAAACCAAGGCACAUCUCUACCUUCUACAAAUACGACACAAAAGGAGUUUUUCAUGCUGAAUUCAAUAAUCCACGUUUCACAUUGGAUGCUGAAGGAGGUAAAAAUCACUUGAGGAUAUCAGAUCUGCAAAUUUCGGACUCCGCUACUUACUACUGCGCAAGUAGCUAUUCAUACAAGUUUGAUUUCAUGCAGGGCACUUUUGUCAGUGUCCAGGGUUCAGGUUUGAACGUUCCAACUUUGGUCCACCAGUCAGCAUCUGAGACCAUCCAGCCAGGAGGCUCUGUGACUCUGAACUGUACAGUUCACACUGGGACCUGUGAUGGACAACACAGUGUUUACUGGUUCAAAGACUCUGAAGAAUCUCAUCCAGGACUCAUUUACACCCAUGGAGGCAGGAAUGAUCAGUGUGAGAGGAAACCCAACACACAAACACACACCUGCGUCUACAACCUGCCAAUGAAGAACCUGAAUCUGUCUCAUGCUGGGACCUACUACUGUGCUGUUGCCUCGUGUGGACACAUACUGUUUGGAGACGGGACCAAGCUGGUCUUUGAGGAGGUGGAUUCUCUUGUCUUGGUAUAUUUCUUGAGUGGAGCAUUAGCAUUCACCAUCAUCCUGAGUGUCUUACUGGUUUUCUUACUGUGCAUGAUGAACAAGAGGAACAUCUGUGAAUGUACAGAGUCUCAUGCAAAAGGUUCACCCUGCUCCACAACGAAUGCAGAGGUUGAACAAAAUGAAGAAAACAUCAAUUACGCUGAUGUAAGGGAACUCAGGGUCAACAGAUCAAGAAGACAAAGGAACUACACCGAGACUGAAUGCACGUACUCAAGUAUAAAGAAGUAGAAGUGGACACGUUUCCAAGCAAGCCCAUGAGACACUGCUCAUCUUAUCUUUCUUGUGACUAUGGGUUGAAGAAGCCAGUGAUGUUCCUUUCCUAAAGAUUUGUUGAUUAAUUUGCUGGCUUGGACUGCAUUAACUGUAUUCAAAUGUAAAAAAGUUAAAAAAUGUUUUGUUCUCCAACAAAAUCAAGUUUUAGGAAAUCAGAUAGUUAAAGAUAUUUACAACAUAUGCUUAAUGUUCAUGCUUGUAGGUAAGACAGAACUGUAUGAAUGCACGCUGUUUUAUAAAGGAGAAGAGGAAACAAAGAGAAAGAGGGAGGGAAGGUUUGAGGGAGAGAGAACAGUUACAGGACUACAAAGCGGAAGUAUGACCUUCGUCAGAACGAUGAGUCAAGGCAAUCAAGCAUUAACGUCUCAUUGGCCAAACAACCUUCAAGAUCGAUCCGUUCUCACUCCCAACGUGUCAAAUAUUAACACUUGGUCAGUGUCA